This is a messenger RNA of Selaginella moellendorffii, 1845 nucleotides long. Its product is annotated as putative pectate lyase 2. The transcript has 6 exons. Gene Ontology annotation, molecular function: pectate lyase activity. NCBI's taxonomy places the organism in Eukaryota, Viridiplantae, Streptophyta, Lycopodiopsida, Selaginellales, Selaginellaceae. The coding region runs from base 57 to 1514 and encodes 485 amino acids. The record is from RefSeq and is a predicted model, not a curated record.
CAGUAUCCUAUACUGGUUUUUAGUUGCUUUAUACUCAAACCCAAAGUUUUCCUCUUAUGUUCUCUAGAGUCCUCGCAGUAUUGACCAAUUGGCUUGGUGAAAACUGCCACGAUCGAACUGAUUGUGGAAGACGUGCUGGUGCCGUUCUAUAUCCCUGGAAACAAGUUAAAGCAACAAAACACAUGCGAGAACAUGAAGUCGUGCAAGACGAGCGGGAAACUCAACUGUCAUUCGCAAUGCCGGGAAGUCUUGGGGGCUUUCUGGUAUGGUGUUUGCUUUUGAGCCUGCGACUUGGCUGGCCCCUUGAAAACGAACCAACAGAUGCGCUAGCUACGAGCAGUGAGAAGGAGAUUGUGAUUCCUGUGCCGCUGGAUGGCACUGGACGGAAGCUGCUCGCUUCAGAGAAGAAGGAGAAGAAGAAGAAGAAGAAGAAGAAGAAGAAGAAGAGUUCUUACAAUUAUUACAAACCAAAGUACGUCUCGUUUGCUUCAAGCUUCACCGGGAACACGAUCGAUGACUGCUGGGUGGGGGGUGAUUGGAGGGGCGAUCGUAUGCACUUGGCCGACUGUGCUGUGGGAUUUGGAGCCGGUGCUGCUGGGGGCCGGGGUGGUAAAGUCUAUCAAGUCACUGAUCCUGGUGAUGAUCCCGUGCAACCUUGGCCUGGUACUCUCAGAUACGGAGUGACUCGGUCUGGCCCGCUCUGGAUCACAUUCUCGAGAGACAUGAACAUCAGGCUCAAGGCCGAGCUGCUGAUCACCAGCUACAAGACGAUCGAUGCACGAGGUGCUAACGUGCAAAUAGGACUAAACGGGCCGUGCCUAACUCUCCAGUACGUCGACCACGUUAUCAUCCACGGCCUCACCUUGCGCGACUGCAAGCCGAGCUCGUCCGGAAGAGUUAUUUCGUCAGUCGAUCACACAGGCUUUCGAGGAGGGUCAGAUGGAGAUGCCAUUGCUAUCUUCGGCUCCAGCAACGUUUGGAUUGAUCACUGCUCGCUAUCGAGGGCGCAGGAUGGAUUGAUCGACGCUAUUCACGGAUCCACAGCAAUCACUAUCUCAAACAACUAUUUCUCUGACCAUGACAAGGUAAUGCUCCUCGGUCACUCCGAUAGCUACUCGGCGGACAGAAACAUGAAAAUAACCGUUGUCUACAAUCACUUCGUGGGAUGUGUGCAGCGUAUGCCAAGGGGGCGAUUUGGCUACUUCCAUGUCGUGAACAACAACUAUGAAAACUGGGACAUGUACGCAAUCGGUGGCAGUGCCAAUCCAACGUUCUUCAGUGAAGCCAACAGAUUCCUUGCUACUGGCGCCAAACAGGUGACGAAACGAGAAGCGAAGGGUGGAUCAAACUGGCUAUGGCAGUCUUCUGGAGACCUGUUUGUAAACGGGGCCUACUUUGUAGAGUCUGGAGGUGGAGACGCCUCGCCACACUACAGCGGUGGACAAUACUUUGCGACGAGAUCCGCGUCAAUGGUAACUCGGCUGACAGCAAAUGCCGGUCCCUUGGGUUUGUGAGCUCGCGAAAGGUAUUUCAUAGCUUUGGAAAACAGAUUGUUUACAUCGCACAGCCAAGCACUUGUGUAAAAGGUAUCGAGCCAGCGAAAGGCAGCCAUCCUUUUUCACAGCAGAAAGAGAAUUUUCUUGAUAGCGAAAUCGUUUGGUUUGACAAGCAAAGUUUUCAAGAGCUCUCACUUGUGGAGUUUCUUGUUGCUUCCAAAAUUCCAUGCGUGUAUGGCACCAAGUCAUUCGAAGACCAUGAGGUACUUCGUUUCGUGACAAAAGAUGUUACUCUUGGAUAUAAAUUCAAAGCUCCUAGAGAUGAUCUUAUUGAUCAUCCAUAGUUUGA